This is a messenger RNA of Xenia sp. Carnegie-2017, 1889 nucleotides long. RefSeq names its product monocarboxylate transporter 12-like. Gene Ontology annotation, biological process: transmembrane transport. The transcript is spliced from 4 exons. Gene Ontology annotation, molecular function: transmembrane transporter activity. Lineage: Eukaryota; Metazoa; Cnidaria; Anthozoa; Malacalcyonacea; Xeniidae. Bases 174 to 1460 code for a protein of 428 amino acids. The record is from RefSeq and is a predicted model, not a curated record.
UGUUGUUGCAUCGCCAUGCAGUAGACAGUCAAAUGGGAAAUCAACUUUUAUUACUGAUACAGAAUAAAUAUAACGGAUUCUUACGGCGGUUUCUUGCUAUAAGAUUUAUACACGUAACUUAAUUUACUUAUGUUUUGUUUUUCUUGUAAAAGUGGACCUUUCGCUGAAGUAAUAUGAGGCCUACAGUGGACGGCCAUUAUUCUUGGAUUCAAGUGAUUUCGUCGUUUAUAUACCAUGUUGUCUUCAUCGGCGUUUCUUUUUCUUUUGGUAUUUUCUAUGUUGAACUCUUGGAUGAAUUUCCAGGCAGCGAAAGCGAGGCCGCUUGGAUCACAAGCAUAAAUUUUGCAUUUUUAAUGUUGCUUGGCCCGCUAUCAGUGCGUGUUUUGGAGAGGAUUCCUGUACAAAUAGUUUCUUUUGUUGGAUCAAUUCUUGGCGGAGCAGGUCUUUAUUUAUCGUCUAAAGCAACUGAUAUUUUGACGUUGUUUGGUACAUUUAGUGUCAUGCAUGGCAUUGGGACACACUUGUGCUAUAUAUCAUCCAUUUGGAUCAUCCGGAGAAAUUUUUAUAUGAAAAAGGACGUUGCAUUAGGGGUAGCAAGCGCAGGAAGUGGUGCAGGAGGCGUAUUAUUUGGAGUGAUGCUUCCUGUAUUGAUACAGUCAAAUGGAUGGCGUAUGUCAAUGCAAGUUCUUAGUUACAUUAGUUUUGCAACAGUUAUUCUUUCUCUUUCGAUGAUUCCUGCAGAAAAAGAAAGCCAAGUUAACACAGUAAGAACUGUAGAGUCUGGUCAGUCUUGUGAAAGCGCUAACAGACCAAAUUUGAAUAAAACGCCCAGUCCUUUAAAAAAUCCCGCUUUUCUAGUGCUCAGCGUUUCUAUUAUGAUUAACACGUUCGUCAGCAAUAUACCUUACUGUCAUAUUGUAAACUAUGCUGUACAGCGUGGUGUAAAUCGACGUAAAGGAGAUUAUCUUCCACUUUUUAUUUCUGCUGGUUCUCUUGUUGGCCGUUUUGGCCUCGGAAGACUGGUUGGCUUUUUUGGUUUAACGCGUCUUCGACUGGGACAACUGGUAUUUCUCUUCCAGUCUCUGGUAACAACGUUUCUUACUUUAGCAAAUACUGCACCAAGUUUGGUUGCAAUUUCUGUGCUAUUUGGAAUUUUCGAUGGAGCCUUUUGUUGUCUAAUAUUAAUAGUCAGUGAUGAUGUUUUUGAAGAUAACAAAAAAGCAUUGUAUGCAAUGGGACAUCUUUUUUGGAUGCUAGCUUUCCCGUAUGCUUUUGGAGCACCGAUUUCAGCUAUACUAUACAAUGAAACUGGAAGUUACAAUGUCCCAUUUUUCAUUUGUGGUGGAGUUCUAUUUAUUGCUUCGUUACUUGUGUCGUUGGUAGAGUAUAUUCUGGAGUCACAAAAUACGAAAAUGACACAUAAUGUACAAGAAAAGAAGAUGCUUUUUGCCAAUCAUUAAUAAUGUUGCUGCCACAGAAGUUAUUAGUCGUAACGCACAUAUCAGUUCUAUGUCAUGCACCUUGAUAAAUUCAAUUAGAGAAAAGUGUGCUUGCAAUGAUAGAAGCUCGAUUAUUUAACAGUUCUGUUUUCUACGGUCUUCGGAACUUGGGUCUUCUAGUAAACCUCUUUGAUUGUCUACGGUCGAAUUAAAAAUGAAAUUAUUUGUCAUGUCCAAGGAGUUUCAAAACCAAAGGCUUCGCAAAAUAUAAACUUUAUAAAUUUGAAAAAUAUAAAUAAUUUUUAAAACAUGCCAUAACUAAAUAUAUUUUUUUAAAAAAGCUACUGAAUGUAUAAUACAACAAUCAUGUACUGCAGUGUAUAAACUUUAUGAUAUCAAACGAGUGAAUCAAUAAAAAUCGUUAAAAAAUCAUUCUCAUCAUUAAGAAAA